UAAAAAUAAAAACAGAAGUGCACCAUCUGUCGGGUGGACUUCAAUUUUGGAGAGAAAAUUUGUCAAACGAUUGAGAUGUGAUCAACAAUAAACAUUAAAGCUCCUCAAAUUCAAAAUUUUAGUGUAAUCUGACGCUAUGUACACAAUGUCACUCCAGAAGCCCCGGCCGCUGGAUACUCUGAAUCAGGUGAUGACAGCGUUCAAACAGUUCGAGAAGAAGCUGGAUAAGCUGCAAGAUGACGUGAACUACCAUGGACAGACGCUGACCGACCUCCGCAUAAUGGUCGCCAACUUAACGGCCCCAGCUGAUGUCAGAAUGACCCAAGAUGGCAAAACCGAAAUCCCGAAACGCCCUUCGAGGAAGACCACAGCCAUACAGUACGAGUUUGAUGAGCCUUUGAAGGUUAAAAGGAAGACUGCCAUCCAGCCUCUUCCCAGCAAAAUCAAGGCUAAAAGUUUUCAAGGCCCGAAGUAUGGUUUGAGGAUGUCUGGGAUAGAUGCGCCGUUCAUGAACAAGAUGCCUUCUUCUCCUAAAACUACGAAACAUUCUGUGAGGCUGUCUAAAGCUGAUGCUCCUCGUAAGGCUACGACGCUAAGGUCACAAAAAGCCAAGGUAGAAAAAAGGCGCAGCAAACCUAAGAAGUAAUUGGAUUGCACCUAAAAUUACAGAGGCUACUUAAGCUCAUCUUAAAUUUACGCAUUCUGAUUCAU
Molecule: messenger RNA, 711 nt
Organism: Ostrinia furnacalis (Asian corn borer)
Lineage: Eukaryota; Metazoa; Arthropoda; Insecta; Lepidoptera; Crambidae
Exons: 1
Coding region: 137-646 (169 amino acids)
Source: RefSeq, a predicted model, not a curated record